This is a messenger RNA of Archocentrus centrarchus (flier cichlid), 2243 nucleotides long. Its product is annotated as TCDD-inducible poly(ADP-ribose) polymerase. Gene Ontology annotation, molecular function: NAD+ poly-ADP-ribosyltransferase activity; metal ion binding. NCBI's taxonomy places the organism in Eukaryota, Metazoa, Chordata, Actinopteri, Cichliformes, Cichlidae. Bases 120 to 2030 code for a protein of 636 amino acids. The transcript is spliced from 6 exons. Gene Ontology annotation, cellular component: nucleus. The record is from RefSeq and is a predicted model, not a curated record.
AAGAAAAUUGGUGGCUGGUCUUCCCUCCCUCAGAUCUCUCCCGCCUGGCACUUUCACACGGAUCUUGGUUCGUUUAAGGAACGGUUUUUGAGCCACAUUCCUGAGAUUUGAAAUCCAACAUGGCUGGCAUUUCAUGCUCAAAGGGAGUGAAGAGAAAGUUGUCUGCAAGUGUUAAAGCUGCAGAGCCUGAGGCCAGGUCCUCCAGAGACAUCUUCAUGAGCCCCUCUCACCUCCUCUUUCAAAUCCCCGCAAACAUCAAUACCAGCCUCCCUGUGUGGGAGGCCAUGAGAGCCGAGCAAGCUGAAAUCACCUGGACCAUGAACCCCUACAGCCUGAGCCUCAAUAUUACACCUCUCACCUCUAGGCAAGGAAAGUGUACUACUCCCAGCAAGAGCGAGAGCUCUUCCAGCAUGGUGCAGACUACACUGGCUUCCAGCAUCCUGCAACUUCAGCUGGUCAUUCAGCCGAUCAAUCAGCAGCCCAGCACGUCACAGAACUACUCCUCUACGAUGCUUAAAUCCCCCCAAAACACACAGUCUGCGUCCUGCCCUCCAAAUCUAAGUCCGAAUCCAGCCACUUCACUUUUUGUCUCCUUGCCCAUCGUUAUCACCCAGGGUCAGCCUGCCCAUCAGCUUAGCACUCCAAUCCAGGAAGAGCCCAUAGACCCCACCCAAUCACCAACACAAAUCUGCACCAAGCAGGCCACCCAGAUCCCAUCCAAAGUGCCUCUCGCCUUUCACACAAAAAGCUGCUCUACCAUCAGAAUCUGUGAAGACUUUCUCCUCGGCUUGUGUGCUGCAGGGCAGAAAUGUAAGAUGCAUCACACCCCCUACCCAUUUCACUGGCAGCUGUGGUGUGUUGCCACCCACCAGUGGGUGGACCUUUCUCCUUCCUCUCAGGUCUUACUCGAAAGGCUCUACUGUGACGUCAAUCAGGAUACCGUUUGCCUCAAAAACGGGAAUGCACGCUACACUUUGAACUUUGACUUAAUGGAGCUGGAUGAUUCGUCCGUGUAUGAUGGAGUCAGACGACUGUCUAACACUUACAGUCAGGUCAGGAACCCUUACUUUGCCAGCAUACUGAAAAUCUACUGGAGGGACAUCAGCUGGGAAGAGUAUAACCCGAGCACGUCCGCUGCAUUGCUACAAAAGAUAACCGAGAAGGAGUCAGAGUGUUUCUUCAGUAUUGGCUCACAGAUGUACAAGGUGGACUUCAUCGCCAUGAUCCAAAUGAACAUGACCACAGGCUUCCGCAGACGCAUUCGCUGCAGACCCGUCUACCGCUCCCUGGAUUCUAUGAAGCCUUACUUGCAGACACAAAUCCUGCCGGUCUCAAUGGAACCCAACUGUUAUCCUCCAGGGGCCAACUUUAGUGUAGAUCCUCUAGCGGAGUUCAGUUCCUGGUACCCUCCGGUGUGGUGUCAGGCUUCAGGGCAGGAUUACGGUCUGGUGGAUGUUCCUGCGGGCACCCUUGCCUAUCAGAGGAUUCAAGAACUCUUCUAUGGAACCCUGCCCGAGACAAAGGUGGACAUCAUCGGAAUCCAGCAGAUCCAGAACCUGUUCCACUGGGACAAGUACCAAAGGCACAAGGUAUACAUGCAGAAGCAGCAUGGCAAGUCUUUGGAGGGUUUAGAGAGACAUCUCUUCCAUGGGACAACCAAAGAGGCCUCGGAGGACAUCUGCGCCAACAACUUUGACCCUCGCGUGGCCGGGGUAAAUGGAGUGUCCCUCGGUUUUGGCACAUACUUUGCCACCUCUGCCUCAGUCUCCAACAUGUUCUCACCCAAAUUUGGGCAGCAUGAAGUUCGCCACAUGUUCCUGGCCAAAGUCCUGGUGGGGAAGUUCACUGUGGGGAGGAGCAACUACCACCGCCCUCCGCAGCUCAUCCCCAAGACGAAGCAGCGCCAGCUGUAUGACACCUGCGUCGACAACGUGAAUGCUCCCAGCAUCUUUGCUGUAUAUGAUGCCUGUCAGUGCUACCCGUACUACCUCAUCAAGUACAAAGACCUGCCCAAAGAGAUAGAUAUUUAAUGAGAAAGCGGUUUCAUGUUCAACAGCAGCAGUGUUCCAGUUGUAAGAAAACUUAGCAUUAUCACAUCCAUAUUGUUAUCAAAUACUUGCAGCGAAUGCUCAGUUUGGUUUGAUAAAAUCUACGAUAUAGAAUGUUUGCAGGGAAGUUCUUGACAGCAGUGAGGACAUAAUGUUAAAAUGAUUGAAGAUAGUCCAAAUGUAUAAUGCACGUAA